Adineta steineri is the source of this 1410-nucleotide messenger RNA. The record is from the annotation of a GenBank genome assembly. NCBI's taxonomy places the organism in Eukaryota, Metazoa, Rotifera, Eurotatoria, Adinetida, Adinetidae.
AUGUCUAAUAACCAAUCGAAUAACAUAGAUAAUGAUGACGAUGAUGUUCCAAUGUCGAUCGAAGAAACCGAUCAAACAUUGGAUGUUUCAAUGUCAGUCGAAGAAACUGAUCAGACACCUGAUGUUCCAGUCUUCGCACAAAAUCAAACCCUCGAACAAGUGCGACGACGAACAUUUUCUCAUUGGCCACAUGCUUCACCAGAAUUUAUUGAUCAAAUGAAUCAAGCUGGAUUUUUUGGAUGUAACGUUGAUGAUCGUGUUGUAUGUAUUGAUUGUGGCCUUAUGUGUCACCAAUGGAUACCAAAUAAUGAUGAUCCAUGUGAGAUUCAUAGAGCUAUUUCACCUAAUUGCCGAUAUGUACAAUCAAAAUUGAUGAACUACCAACCACCACCACCUCCGCCCCGACCUGUAAUAAAUACUGAUCUCAGUCCAACAGUAAAUGUAACCCAAUCUCCCACAAAUGUCUCAUCUCCUAUCAAUUUAACUGAAUAUGAGAUAGUCGCCAAAGCAUCUCCUAACUCUCAAUACAAUGAAUUGAUUAAACGAGUAAAAUCAUUUGAUAACUACCCUUAUAGAAACUUCGUAUCCGUUGAUAAUCUUGCUCAAGCUGGAUUCUUUUAUAGUGGUACGAAAGAUAUGGUCACCUGUUUUUAUUGCAAUAGAUCAUUAGAAGGUUGGAACUUACGUAAUGAUCCUAUGAAUGAACAUUUACGAAGGUCUCCUCAUUGUUCUUAUGCACGUCAAUUAUGUGGUGAGGAUAAUGUGUACCGAAAUGGUGUGAGAUCUCAACGUCCACAACUAGAGCAACACAGAAUUAAUCAAUGGGCUACAAUAAAUCAUAACAGUAGAUCCAGUACGAAUAUUUUGGCUAUUAAUCGUCUAGCAGCUCUACCUAAUGCUGAUGAUACAAUAAAACGUAUGGUCACUGCUCGAUUAGAUUUACCCAUGUCACAGCGAUUAGCAGGGAUUUUUGGAGCAUCAAUUGUUAGACAAUGUUGGGAAGAUCAGUUACGAAUCAAAGACGAAGAUUUUGUUUCUGAAUUUGAUCUUUAUAUGGCUUGUAGAAUUCUUCAGAAAAAAAAUCAAUAUAUUAAUAGUAACAGACCUGGAAAUAUUGUUAUACCAAGCGUUAGAAUGAGACAACUACAACUGGAAAAAAUGCGAGAUAACAUUAGAUCACUAUCUACUCGUCUUAAAACAAUACAAUCAACAGUAACUGGUACUCAGGCACAAGAGUUACCAAGUAACUUAAUACCAUCCAAUCCUUGUGUUCUUUGCUUGACGGAAGAAAAACGACUUGCUUGUAUACCUUGUGGUCAUUUAGCCACAUGUGUUCCAUGUGGUCAUUCAUUAAGAUCAUGUCCAAUAUGUCAGCGUGAAAUUGAAGCAUUUGUCCGAAUAUACCUUUAA